UCUGACGGUUCACUGUCACUCUUUACACACAUCCAACUCCACACUUCUUCACUACUUCACUUCUGCAAAGUUUCCUCACACUGUUUCUUUCCAUGACAAACCAUAGUUUCUUGCUUCUUUUCUAAGCUUUGGCUUCUUCUUCUUCUCUUUAUAGUCCCCACAAUUCUCAAAAUGACAAAGAAAUUACAAGAAUAUAAUCAUCAUAAGCAAGGUCACCUUCUGUUACUUCAUAAAUCUUGGUAUUUUCUUCUUUUUAUCCAAGUUAUUUGCAGUUUAGUGGCUUUGGCUUUAGCGGAUGUUGUGGAUAAAGAUAAAAAUGCAUUACUUCAGCUCAAAUCUGCCAUUAUUGAAGACCCACUAGGGUUAACUUCUAAUUGGAACCCUAAAGACACGGACUUUUGUUCUUGGUAUGGUGUUACCUGUGACCCAGUUUCUCGUCGAGUUACUGCUCUCAACCUGUCCUCUGAUCUCAACCAUACUUGCUCUCUACUUUCUCUUUCAGCUACUGGAGGUAACUUUUCUUUACCCUUUUCUUGCCGGCGUGAGAGGGUUGCCAAUAAUUCUUCAUCAAAAUUGAAAGGACAGUUGUCACCUGCAAUUGGCGGUCUUACUCAACUCAGGGUUUUAUUACUUGGGUUUAAUGGGUUCUUUGGAGAGUUGCCUCUGGAAAUUGGCCGGCUUUCUCUAUUGGAGAUUCUUGAUUUGGGGUUUAAUGCUUUUUAUGGACCUAUACCACUCACUCUUCAAAAUUGUACUUCUUUACGGGUCAUUAAUCUUUCUGGGAAUCAACUUAACGGAACAAUUCCAGAAUUUUUUGGUCAUUUUACAGGUUUGCAAGUUGUGUCUUUAUGGUUUAAUUUCUUAAGUGGUUCAAUUCCCCAGGAAUUGGGUGAAAAUUGUGGAAGUCUUGAGCAUAUUCAUUUAGCUGGUAAUUUACUUUCUGGUUCCAUUCCUUCAAACUUGGGGAAUUGCAUUGAGCUGCGGUCGUUAAUAUUGUCUUCAAAUAGGUUGCAAGAUGAUAUUCCUGCGAGUUUUGGUCAACUCUUGAAUCUUGAAGUUCUGGAUUUGUCCCAGAAUUGCUUAAGUGGUGUUGUGCCGCCAGAGUUGGGCAACUGUAAGCAGUUAAAAGUGCUUGUGCUGAAAAAUAGCUAUGACCCUCUGUUUUCAAGAGAUAAUGAUAGUUUGCCAAUUCAGCCGGUGGUUGAGGGGGAAAAGGAUUUUAACUUUUUUGACGGGCUAUUGCCAGAUAGUAUUACUAGACUGCCAAAUCUUAGUGUACUCUGGGCACCCAGCAUAAAUUUGGAGGGGACUUUUCCACAGAACUGGGAAUCGUGUUCUAAAUUGGAGAUGCUAAACUUAGCACAAAAUUUCUUUACAGGACAAAUACCAGCAUCAUUCGGUAAAUGUAAGAACUUGUACUUUCUUGAUUUGAGCUCUAACAACUUGACUGGGUUAGUUCCUGAAGAAAUUUCUGUGCCAUGCAUGGUUUUCUUUAAUGUUAGUCAGAAUUUUUUGUCCGGAGAUAUUCAUAAAUUUUCUCACGGUGAAUGUUCUAAGAUGUAUGUGAAUUUGUCAAUGUCACAUGUGGACUUCCUUGGUCUUUAUAAGUCUUUCUUCUACAGUAAUGCGCUCAAGACCAUUGCCCCUUUGGCUUCUCCUUCCAAUGGUUUGGUUGUAUUGCAUGAUUUUAGCAGCAAUCUGUUCACUGGCCCACUUCCUCCCCUUUUAAUUCAUUCUGAUGAUUUCCCUAGUAAGCCUUUCUAUGGUUUUUGGUUUGGUGGGAACAACCUUAAGGGAAAUAUUUCAACAUAUUCAUUUGAUCUGUGCCGCAGUUUGGAUGGCCUGAUCUUCGAUAUUGGUAAAAACAAAAUUAUAGGUGAACUUCCUUUGGAUAUGGGCAGCCAUUGUAGAUGUAUGAAAUUUCUGAGCUUGGCAGGAAAUGAAUUUGUUGGUCAGGUUCCUAAGACUUUUGCUAACUUGGAUUCCCUAGUUAACCUUAAUCUCAGUAGAAAUCAAUUGCAAGGUGUCAUACCGUCCUAUAUUGGUAAGCUGAAGAACUUGAAGUAUUUUUCUUUGUCCAGUAAUAACUUUACUGGUGCUAUACCUCAAGAGUUAGUUCAGCUGACAUCAUUGGAGGUUUUGGAACUUUCUUGGAAUUCUUUCUGUGGGGAGAUACCACCUGAUUUGAUCAAACUUGAGAACCUUAAUAUUUUGAGGUUAGAUCAUAACAACUUCACUGGAAAAAUACCCACUGGCUUCAGUACCACAGCUUCACUCUCACUGUUCGAUGUGUCUUUCAACAAUUUGUCUGGACCUGUCCCUCAAAACUCCAAUUUAAUAAAAUGCGAAAAUGUGCAAGGAAAUCCCAAUCUUCAACCGUGUCAUGAUGAUCCUUCAUCCUCUGAGUGGGAGCAGCAACAUUCUGGUGGUAUUUCCCAACAAGAUGCUAAUUCUCCGACUGGAAGCAUGCAGAGAAACAGCAGUGUGUUAAAUCCUAUAGAAAUUGCCUCCAUCACAUCAGCCACAAUCAUCUUUUCUGUGCUUGUAGCCUUGGUGCUCCUCCUUGUAUGUAUGAAGAAAUUUUCAUGCAAUUCUGUGGCUGAUCGUGGUUCAGUAAGGAAAGAGGUUGUAAUUUUCCACAAUAUUGGUGCGCAGCUGACAUAUGAAAAUGUUGUUAGGGCUACUGCUGGUUUCAAUGUUCAAAACUGCAUUGGAAGUGGAGGGUUUGGAGCCACAUACAAGGCUGAGAUCAGUCCAGGAGUUGUAGUGGCAGUGAAGCGGCUUUCAGUUGGGCGGUUUCAAGGUGAUCAACAGUUUGAUGCUGAGAUCAAAACACUUGGAAGAGUGCAGCAUCCUAACCUUGUAACAUUGAUAGGUUACCAUGUCAGUGAGGGAGAAAUGUUCCUAAUCUACAACUACUUGCCUGGUGGCAAUCUAGAAAAAUUCAUCCAGGAACGAUCAAGGAGGAAUGUGGAAUGGAGUAUGCUGCACAAGAUUGCCUUGGAUGUUGCACGUGCCCUAGCUUAUUUACAUGAUGAGUGUGUCCCUAGGGUAUUGCAUCGUGAUAUCAAACCAAGCAACAUAUUACUGGAUAAUAACUUAAAUGCAUAUCUUUCUGAUUUUGGCCUUGCAAGACUUUUGGGUACUUCGGAGACACAUGCUACAACUGAUGUAGCAGGGACUUUUGGUUAUGUUGCUCCUGAAUAUGCAAUGACAUGCCAUGUUUCUGAUAAGGCAGAUGUGUAUAGUUAUGGUGUUGUCCUUCUUGAAUUAAUAUCUGACAAGAAGGCUUUGGAUCCAUCAUUCUCUUCCUUUGGAAAUGGUUUCAAUAUAGUGGCUUGGGCAAGUAUGCUACUCCUUCAGGGGCGGCCUAGUGAGUUUUUCACAGCUGGGCUAUGGGACAGUGGACCCCAUGAUGAUCUGAUUGAGAUGCUUCAUUUGGCUAUUACAUGUACUGCUGAAUCUCGUUCUACCAGACCUUUUAUGAGGCAAGUUGCCCAGCGGUUAAAGCAGAUUCAACCCCCAUCUUAGUGGAAGUUAUUAAGAUACCCACUUCUGUAA
This is a messenger RNA of Pistacia vera, 3561 nucleotides long. RefSeq names its product LRR receptor-like serine/threonine-protein kinase RPK2. Gene Ontology annotation, biological process: protein phosphorylation. Bases 172 to 3531 code for a protein of 1119 amino acids. Gene Ontology annotation, molecular function: protein binding; protein kinase activity; ATP binding. NCBI's taxonomy places the organism in Eukaryota, Viridiplantae, Streptophyta, Magnoliopsida, Sapindales, Anacardiaceae. The transcript has a single exon. The record is from RefSeq and is a predicted model, not a curated record.